AUGGGACGGUGAGUAUCAAUCAGCAUAAAAAUAUUGUAGGUAGUGUCUCGCUAGCAAGUUAACUUAGCUAUCUAGCUACUAAAGUUAGCUACAACUACACUUGCUAUAAUAUUUCGGUCAGAGUCAUGUAGCUUGCUGAUUUUGGCUUAUGUAUUGUUUACCAUUCCAUGCUUUGCUAGCACGAACAAGUAAACAACUCUCCUUCCUACUAAACUGGUUAGGGCGUUAGGCAGAGAAUCAGUGACAUUCAGUAUGAGAACGCACAACCCGGUCUCAGAGCAUUUCUUAUUAUUCUCUACGUAAAUCCGAGACGUUCCAUUUAGUGUAAUUUGUUACGUUUAGAAUGGCAUGUAUUCAUUUGUGGAUGUCCAUCACUCAUUUCAUAUGAUAUGUUACGAAUUUGGGAAAUGUACAAUGUUUAGAUUUUGCAAAAUAUAUAUGUUUACGAAUUCUAACUAGGUGAAUAAUGUUAGCUAGGCUACGAGUAAGGGUUAAGUUUAGGAGUUAGAUUAAAGGGUUAGGGGAAGGGUUAGCCAACAUGCUAAGUAGUUGCAACGUAGCUAAAAAGUUGCUCAAGUUGUCUUUGAUGAGAUUCAAACUCACAACCUUUGGGUUGCUAGAUGUUUGUGUUAUACGCCCAACCACCCUACUUUCGGUUUUGCCUUAACUAACUAUCUGUUUUGUGUAACCAUACCAAUUGUAACGUAUCACACUAAUUUGAAUGUCCCGAAUUUACUAUGUUACGUCCAGUCUGAGACCAGGCUGGAACGCAGUGGUUUCUAAGGUAACCCUCUUGACUAAAUCCACUAAAGUUUCUGCUUGAAAAAUAAAUCGGAAUUGUAGGGAUUACGUUGCCAACUUUGUAAAUAAAAGUACUUGGAGGUUAUCUUGACCAAUAUACAAUUACAUUGGAACCCAUUCUUUAUUCCUUGGGUGUGUGAAUUUUCGAUCUGCUUUUGACUGUGUGUAUGCCUGAUUGUGUGUGCACAGGUUGAGUCGCACAGAGCGUAGCGGCAGAUACGGCGGCAACGAUCUUGGCCGGGGUGAGUCAGAGUGGCGUGAGAGGGGAGAGCAGGACAUGCGCCGAUGGGGCGAAGAGAGACACAGCGAACGCUACGAUGGAGGAGAACGCCGGGGGAGCAGAGGCAGUCCAGAGGUAUGUGUUCCGAGUCAGACGCCCAGUGACAUGACUUGUAAUGGGAGUGCAUCCAAAACCAAUCUCAUUGACUACUAGUAGAGUCCACUGAUCAGGGUCCGGUAUUAACGCUGGCCCGGGGCCAGCAAAAACAUGUCGGGCCAGUGGAUCUCGUCUGUCUGUCCUUACCGGGCCAGUAACUUUUCAGCACAUUUUUGUGUUCCAGUUCAACAUUUACCUGCUGUGUCUACCAUUUGAAAAUCAUUAAAGACUACAAGCGGAAAAGUCAUUUUUUUUAUUUGUAUUUGAACAAUUUGAUUGGCCGUUCAUUCUAACACGCCAUACUCCAGCGAGUCACAACUUUCCGAGCAGUACAUGAGUUGAUGCCUUCACACAGCACACGCAAGCUGUCCAGAGGAAAAAGAAGCGCCCAUCAAUCGACUCGCUGAACUUAUUUAUUUUAGAGGAACGUGAUUUACAAAAAUAAACCUUCAAUAGUGAACAUACUAUUAAAAUGCUGGCUACUGUUGGUAGUCUGCAAAAAGAAAGCUACAAAAAAACACCUAGUCUUGGCUAGCCUACUGUAGACAGGUCGAUACCUCCUUCGGAACGUUUGUCUUAAAGGGGCACCGUCCUUUAAAAUGUAGCAAAUAUAUUCUCAAAAUGACAUACUUUAGAAGCAAAAAUGAAUACAAUGCAAUUCUAAAGAAUAGAGUAAUGACUCAGGGGUUGCAUAAAUACAGAAUUCUGCAUUUCACAUAGGGAAAAAAUAACUCCAUAUGAAAUAUCUUUGCUGCGUUUUGUAAACACAGAUCUAAAAUGUUUAAUGUAAUUUCUGCACUUCAUCAGACAAAUUUUGUGCUUCAGUUGCACUUCUCCACUCGGAUGAAAAUUCACGAAUGGUCAUUAUAUCAGCAGACAGAGCUCUGAUUGAUGUGUAGCUACUUUUUCUCCAGUAAAAUACAAGAUUAACUUCAAGCAAAACAUUAGGACAUGUAGCUGGCUACGUUCUUUCAAUGAAAACAUUAGAAAUUGACCUUGCUUUUUCAUUGUUAGCUCAUUUACUUGUGUGGCUGCUAGCCAAGUAGCAUUGCACUUAUGUUGUCAUCUGAUGAAAAUGAAGCUAUUUUCUACGAAUGUGUUGCUCUAAUGUAUUUUCUGUGAAGGAAAACUACACUAUAUAUACAAAAGUAUGUGGACACUCCUUCAAAUUAGUGAAUUUGGCUAUUUCAGCCACACCCUUUGCUGACAGGUGUAUAAAAGCGAGCACACAGCCAUGCAAUCUCCAUAGACAAACAUUGGCAGUAGAAUGGCCUUACUGAAGAGCUCAGUGACUUUCAACAUGGCACCGUCAUAGGAUGCCACCUUUCCAACAAGUCAGUUCGUCUCAUUUCUGCCCUGCUAAAGCUGCCCCGGUCAAUUGUAAGUGCUGUUAUUGUGAAGUGGAAACAUCUAGGAGCAACAACGGCUCAGCCGCGAAGUGGUAGACCACACAAGCUCACAGAACGGGACAGCUAAAGCGCACAGCACGUAAAAAUCGUCUGUCCUCAGUUGCAACACUCACUACGAGUUCCAAACUGCCUCUGGAAGCAAUGUCAGCACAAGAACUGUUCGUCUGGAGCUUCAUGAAAUGGGUUUCCAUGGCUGAGCAGCUGCACACAAGCCUAAGAUCACCAUGCGCAAUGCCAAGCGUCGACUGGAGUGGUGUCAAGCUCGCCGCCUUUGGACUCUGGAGCAGUGAAAUGCGUUCUCUGGGGUGAUGCUUCACCAUCUGGCAGUCUGACAGCCAAAUCUGGGUUUAGCGGAUGCCAGGAGAACCCUACCUGCCCCAAUGCAUAGUUCCAACUAACGUUUGGUGGAGGAGGAAUAAUGGUCUAGGGCUGUUUUUCAUGUUUCGGGCUAGGCCCCUUAGUUCCAGUGAAGGGAAAUCUUAGCGCUACAGCAUACAAUGACAUUCUAGACAAUUCUAUGCUUCCAACUUUGUGGCAACAGUUUGGGAAAGGCCCUUUACUGUUUCAGCAUGACAAUGUCCCCGCGCACAAAGCAAGGUCUAUACAGAAAUGGUUUGUGGAGAUCGGUGUGGAAGAACUUGACUGGCCUGCACAAAGCCCUGACCUCAACCCCAUCGAACACCUUUGAGAUGAAUUGGAACGCUGACUGCGAGCCAGGCCUAAUAGCCCAACAUCAGUGCCCGACCUCACUAAUGCUGUUGUGGCUGACUGGAAGCAAGUCCCCGCACCAACUCCAUAUUAAUGCCCAUGAUUUUGGAAUGAGAUGUUCUCAAGUAAGAAUUUUGCUAGGACUGACUGGGAGUGGUCUGAGGGAUUUUUAACCUGAACUGGCUGUAAUUGACAGAGAUGAGGGCAAACUCUUUAUUGGUCUAUUAACUUAUGACAUCACCAGGUGGUUCAAAACCCCCACCCAGCCAAACAAUCUGACAUUUCAGGCAGUCUUUUCAAACAGCUCUUACACUAAAAGUGUAUUAUCAUAAUUUUCACAAUUUCAGUGUUAUUCCAACCUCACCACUUCUACUCACAAGCCAUAAGACUGCUAAAUUAGCCAGACUGCUGAGUAGUCAAUUAAUGGUAACAAGCUACCUUGCACUGACCCUGUGCACACAAACUAGACUAUAUAGUCACACACACUACAUUGACAAUCCCACACACAUUCACUACAUACGCACACACGCAUAACACAGACACACAUACCAACAACACAAACACAUGCGUACACAUUACACACACACACUUUUACUCAUUUGCAGCUGCUACUCUGUUCUUUAUUCGUACUCUUAUCUAUCCUGAUGCCUAGUCACUUUACCCUGCCUUCAUGUACAUAUACAGUACCUGUCUAAAGUUUGGACACACCUACUCAUUCAAGGGUUUGUCUUUAUUUUGACUAUUUCCUACAUUGUAGAAUAAAAGUGAAGACAUCAAAACUAUGAAAUAACACAUGGAAUCAUGUAGUAACCAAAAACGUGUUAAACAAAUCAAAAUAUAUUUGAGAUUCUUAAAAUAGCCACCCUUUACCUUGAUUACAGCUUUUCACACGCUUGUCAUUCUCUCAACCAGCUUCACCUGGAAUGUUCCCACAUAUGCUAAGCACUUGUUGGCUGCUUUUCCUUCACUCUGCCGUCCGACCCAUCCCAAACCAUCUCAAUUGGGUUGAGGUCGGGUGAUUGUGGAGGCCAGGUCAUCUGAUGCAUGCUGUGGUAGCCAUGCUUGUUAAGUGUGCCUUGAAUUCUAAAUAAAUCACAGACAGUGUCAACAGCAAAGUACCCCCACACCAUAACACCACCUGCUCCAUGCUUUACGGUGGGAACAAAACAUGCAGAGAUCAUCCUUUCAUCCACACCACAUCUUACAAAGACACGGUAGUUGGAACCAAAAAUCUCCAAUUUGGACUCCAGACCAAAGGACAGAUUUCCACCAGUCGAAUGUCCAUUGCUCGUGUUUCUUGGCCCAAGCAUGUCUUUUCUUCUUAUUGGUGUCCUUUAGUAGUGGUUUCUUUGCAGGAAUUCGACCAUGAAGGCCUGAUUCACACAGUCCCCUCUGAACAGUUGAUGUUGAGAUGUGUCUGUGACUUGAACUCUGAAGCAUUUAUUUGGGCUGCAAUUUCUGAGGCUGGUAACUCUAAUGAACUUAUCCUCUGCAGCAGAGGUAACUCUGGGUCUUCCAUUCCUGUGGUGGUCCUCAUGAGCGCCAGUUUCAUCACAGCUCUUGAUUGUUUUUGCGACUGCACUUUAAGAAACGUUCAAAGUUCUUGAAAUGUUCCGUAUUGACUGACCUUCAUGUCUUAAAGUAAUGAUGGACUGUCGUUUCUCUUUGCCUAUUUGUGCUGUUCUUGCCGUAAUAUGGACUUGGUCUUUUACCAAAUAGGGCUAUCUCCUGUAUACCACCCCUACCUUGUCACAACACAACUGAUUGGCUCAAACGCAUUAAGAAGGAAAGAAAUUCCACAAAUUAACUUUUAACAUGGCACACCUGUUAAUUGAAAUGCAUUCCAGGUGACUACCUCAUGAAGCUGCUUGAGAGAAUGUCAAGUGUGCAAAGCUGUCAUCAAGGCAAAGGGUGGCUAUGUGAAGAUUCUCAAAUAUAAAAUAUAUCUUGAUUUGUUUAACACUUUUUUUUGUUACUACAUGAUUCCAUAUGUGUUAUUUCAUAGUUUUGAUGUCUUCACUAUUAUUCUACAAUGUAAAAAUUAAGAAAUACCCUUGAAUGAGUAGGUGUGUCCAAACCUUUGACUGGUAGUGUAUACCUCAUACACCUGCACAUUGAUCUUGUACUCUCUGUAUAUAGCUCCAUUCUUGUAUAUUUUAUUUAUCUUGUGUUACAACUACACCAGUUGUUUUUGGCGCAUAUGACAUAUAACCUUUCAUUUGAAUAUAUAUAUUUGAAGUCGGAAGAUUACAUACACUUAGGUUGGAGUCAUUAAAAGUCAUUUUUCAACACACACACACACACACACACACACACACAUACAGUGGCUUGCAGAAGUAUUCACCCCGCUUGGCAUUUUUCCUAUUUUGUUGCCUUACAACCUGGAAUUAAAAUGUAUUUUUGGGGGGUUUGUAUCAUUUGAUUUACACAACAUGCCUACCACUUUGAAGAUGCAAAUUUUUUGUAUUGUGAAACAAACAAGAAAUAAGACAAAAAAACAGAACUUGAGCGUGCAUAACUAUUCACCCCCCCAAAGUCAAUACUUUGUAGAGCCACCUUUUGCAGCAAUUACAGCUGCAAGUCUCUUGGUGAUUGACUCUAUAAGCUUGGCACAUUUAGCCACUGGGAUUUUUGCCCGUUCUUCAAGGUAAAACAGCUCCAGCUCCUUCAAGUUGGAUGGGUUCCGCUGGUGUACAGCAAUCUUUAAGUCAUACCACAGAUUCUCAAUUGGAUUGAGGUCUGGGCUUUGACUAGGCCAUUCCAAAACAUGUAAAUGUUUCCCCUUAAACCACUCGAGUGUUGCUUUAGCAGUAUGCUUAGCGUCAUUGUCCUGCUGGAAGGUGAACCUCCGUCCCAGUCUCAAAUCUCUUGAAGACUGAAACCGGUUUCCCUCAAGAAUUUCCCUGUAUUUUUAGGCCGUCCAUCAUUCCUUCAAUUCUGACCAGUUUCCAAGUCCCUGCCGAUGGAAAAAUAUCCCCACGGCAUGAUGCUGCCACCACCAUGCUUCACUGUGGGGAUGGUGUUCUCGGGGUGAUGAGAGGUGUUGGGUUUGCGCCAGACAUAGCGUUUUCCUUGAUGGCCAAAAAGCUCAAUUUUAGCCUCAUCUGACCAGAGUACCUUCUUCCAUAUGUUUGGGGUGUCUCCCACAUGGCUUUUGGUGAACACCAAACGUGUUUGCUUCUCUUUUUAUUUAAGCAAUGGCUUUUUUCUGGCCACUCUUCCGUAAAGCCCAGCUCUGUGGAGUGUACGGCUUAAAGUGGUCAUAUGGGCAGAUACUCCAAUCUCCGCUGUGGAGCUUUGCAGCACCUUCAGGGUUAUCUUUGGUCUCUUUGUUGCCUCUGAUUAAUGCCCUCCUUGCCUGGUCUGUGAGUUUUCGUGGGCGGCCCUCUCUUGGCAGGUUUGUUGUGGUGCCAUAUUCUUUCCAUUUUAAAAUAAUGGAUUUAAUGGUGCUCUGUGGGCUGUUCAAAGUUUCAGAUUUUUUUUUUAUAACCCAACCCUGAUCUGUAUUUUGUCUUAUUUAGGGGCUUCAUAGCAAGUGGGGUGAAUACAUAUGCACGCACCAGUUAUUUUUUUCUUGUGUAUGUCCAUUACAUGAAAUCCAAAUAAAAAUCAAUUUAAAUUACAGGUUGUAAUGCAACAAAAUAGGAAAAACGCCAAGUGGGACUGUGUGUGAAUGUAUAUGUAACACGAGAAAAUCACGUUUUCAACUGCACUGCCGCUUUAACACAUAUUAUAAUAACCAAAUGUAGCCCGUUUAAUAGCUGAAUAUGGAGAGAAGGCAUGCCAAUCUAUAGGCCCUGCAUGACCCUAAUGCAUUUAAGAACUAUACAAUGUCCUGGCCUGUAGAAAUUCUGUUCUGGACAGUAGAGUUUUGACAAUUUGGGCCAGUGAAAAACAAAGUUGGUGUUGGACCCUGCUGAUGCACACUGUUUUAUCGACUCCAGCAGAGAGCCCGUAAGCGACGGAACAGCGAUAGAUCUGAAGACUGCUACCACUCUGAUGGAGACUACCCUGAGCAAGAAUACAGGGAGGAGCCAGGGGAGGAGAAGGAGAGCAAGACUAUCAUGCUCCGGGGCCUGUCUCUUCACGUCACAGAGGGAGAUGUAAGUUCUUCUUUCUCUGCUGUAGACCCACCACCUGUCUGUCAUGUGGUUUGGUUGGCUGCCAUUUUCUCUGCAAAGAGGAGGGGGGGGGGACAAAAAUGUUUGGCUAAUUUCUGCGAAGAGUAGGUUAUACAGUGACACUAAAGGAGACAUUAGUAACUAUGUAUAAUGUCAAGUGAAACAUGUUCCAGAACUUAGGGCUACGUAUUUAAUGUCUGUCCUUCUCUUGCCUUACAGAUCCGAGCUGCCCUGGACCAGCUGGAGGGACCCCAGCCAAUAGAUGUCCGUCUAAUGAAAAAGAGGACAGGUGAGACCCAGGCGUACCACGCAGUCCCUCCUUUCUCCCACACUAUAUUUGAUUACAGGGCCAAUCUGCUUCAAUUGACUUCAGUUUUGCCAUAG
Molecule: messenger RNA, 7799 nt
Organism: Coregonus sp. 'balchen'
Lineage: Eukaryota; Metazoa; Chordata; Actinopteri; Salmoniformes; Salmonidae
Source: the annotation of a GenBank genome assembly